Homalodisca vitripennis (glassy-winged sharpshooter) is the source of this 1035-nucleotide messenger RNA. RefSeq names its product transcription initiation factor TFIID subunit 11 (gene Taf11). Gene Ontology annotation, biological process: RNA polymerase II preinitiation complex assembly; transcription initiation at RNA polymerase II promoter. Gene Ontology annotation, molecular function: transcription coactivator activity; protein heterodimerization activity. Bases 236 to 937 code for a protein of 233 amino acids. Lineage: Eukaryota; Metazoa; Arthropoda; Insecta; Hemiptera; Cicadellidae. The record is from RefSeq and is a predicted model, not a curated record. Gene Ontology annotation, cellular component: transcription factor TFIID complex; nucleus. The transcript is spliced from 4 exons.
AACAGUAAUAAGAGAAAGUGAGUUUUGUAUAUUUUGUUGUGACUUGAUGUUGGUGGUGUUCAUAUUAAAUAAUAAGUAACAGAAAAUAUAAAAUUCUGAUACUAUCUCGUAGUAAAGUAAUUAUAUGUUUAAAUUUGAAAUGUAAUAUCUCAAUUUAACAUCAGAAAUCUCUGAACAGUCUGAAGAUAGUAAGGUUCAUAUCCAUUAUAGGUUAGUGACUUAGUUACAAGUGAAAAUGGAUAGCAUAUUUGAUAAAGAGUACAUUGGGAUGAGUGACAGUCAGGUUGUUGUCGGUGACAGGAGCGCAUCUGAUGAUUAUAGUUAUUUGCCACCUACUUCAAGUUUUGAAGAACGGCAAAGUGACUAUGGCUCAGAUGAAGGUUCAGUUGAGUGUGAAGUGAAAAGUGAGCCAAUUGAUAAUAUUGAUGAAUCAUCAUCAUCUCAAGCUCGAGGAGAAGAAAUUAACAACAUCCAAGAAACUCUCCUUGGUGGUGGUAGUUAUAUUUUAGGUGACUAUGACUCUAACAAGGAUGCCUCCCAAAACGAUAAGAAUGGUGAUAAAAAGAAGGAAGUAAAGAGUAAAAAGGAACUUGAAGAAGAAGAAAGAGAAAAAAUGCAAGUCUUGGUAUCUAAUUUCACAGAAGCUCAACUAGACAGAUAUGAAAUGUACAGGAGGUCUGCUUUUCCAAAGGCUGCCAUUAAAAGGCUGAUGCAGACAAUCACUGGAGUCUCAGUAUCACAGAAUGUUGUGAUCGCUAUGUCUGGUAUUGCCAAAGUGUUUGUUGGAGAAGUUGUUGAAGAAGCUCUGGAUGUCAUGGAGUCAAUGGGGGAGACAGGACCUGUGCAACCCAAACACCUGCGUGAAGCUGUGCGUCGACUGCGCAAACGCUCAGGCACUCCCAUCAGUAGAACACGCAAAGUUUUUCAAGGACCUUAGAUUUUUUUAUUGUGUAUAUUUUCUUUCAACUUUCGUCAAGGAGUUUUUUGGGUUACUGUAAAUAAAAAUGUGAGUUUACUCACAAUAUUUAAGAAUUA